Messenger RNA from Didymodactylos carnosus, 4596 nucleotides. NCBI's taxonomy places the organism in Eukaryota, Metazoa, Rotifera, Eurotatoria, Philodinida, Philodinidae. The record is from the annotation of a GenBank genome assembly.
AUGCAAACCGGUGUGAAGAUCCUUUUGCGUCCUAUGUAUGCGUCAAACGAAGAUAUUCACAAUGAAGAUUGGAUUCUAGUGUCCAAUACAUCACCAGUAAGUCAAGCUGCGAGUAAUCUUGAAAGAUUUUCUGAUGAAUCAUCGACAUGUUCAACGUGUUCAACUACGUCAACGUCAACCACAAAUUCAUCAUCGGAUAUUUCAACACCAACGUCAUCAAAAACGUCUCGAAGUUUAUCGUUAGCAUCUAUUUCAUCGACAGAAUUCGAUUAUAGUCCCAUCAAUGAUGAACAUUCAAGCAUUUCGCAUGAUAAUAAACCAAAUCUAAUCGAAAGUAAUUUGAUACCUCUUUGUGUCACAUUUGACGAGUCGAAUAUGGAUGAAAUUGAAGGUUCUGAUGAAAUAACACCAGUACUUGAGAAUAACAACAGUGUUAUUAGUAAUUCAUCUGUUAUAAGUGAACAAAAUACUUCUUUAAGUGAUCGUUCAUUUUCAUUCACUUCAAACAAUGAUGAUAAUGACAAUAAGUUAUCCUGUAACGAUUAUUCUCAUCAAUCAUCUUCAUUAAUCGAACAAUCGGAGAGUUUGUUAUCAUCAGAUGCCGAUAGUUCCAAUGAUAUGGAUACCACAAAUAAAUCUCAUCAAAAUAAUGCUAGUAUCAUUUCAUUAACUGAUUCAGAUAAUGCCAUUAACAUCAGUGAUGAACAAGAUGAUAUUAAUUCUACGUCCAACCCUCCAAUUUUAUCUUCACCAGUACAACUCAAUGAUUUAUCAUCAAUUGAUGAUUUUCAACUACUGACUGAACUUUUAUCUCAAAAUCCACUAAACCUUUCAAAUGACACUGUUAUUACUAUAUGCAAAAAUGAAGAUGAUGAUCCAUCUCUAUCGUCAUCAAUUAAAUUGUCAAAUGCGUUACGUCGUCGUACGGGACCUCAUGUUCGUCAGACAAGUGCGCGUUUUGAUGAUGAUCUUGGUUCUGAAGAAAAGUCUCCUAUGGAUGAAUCAGUAGUAGAAAAUGGUCUCGGUUCAGUAAUUACUUCUGAGAAUAUUCCCGUUGUGCAUGAUGUGCUGUUAUUAGAAGAACAAACAACAAAAAAAACAGUACCAGUAGUGUCUGAAGAUGAAGACGAAGUUGACGUUUCUUCAAAGUGUUAUCGUGAAAUAAGAAAUUACCUUCAUUAUAACGCGAGAAGACAUGAAUCAUCUCAACGUUUCACUAUCUCACUUGAUCUUCUUGUUUUUAUUGCUUUUGUGGCUGCAUUUUUCUUGGGUAUUGGUCACUUAAAUGGUUCAUCUCGUAUUUCUCAUUUGACUAAAAAAUUAGCUGAUGCUGAAGAAAACAUUCAUGGCUAUAAAACAAAUGAAAAAUUACUAAUGUCUGAAGUUAGUCAAAAAAUAUCCAAAAUGUAUGAUGAAAAAGUCAAUGAAAUGAUCAUACGCAAUUUACAAGAGAAAUUAGAACAACGUGAAAAUGAAAAAGCAAACUUAUUAAACUAUAUUGACAAUCUACAAUUUAUGUUUAAUUUAACUCAGAUAAAUUUGACAAAAUCUUUUGAUAUGUUAAAACAAGAUCAUGAUCAAUUGAACCGCGAUAUGAAAUUGUUACAAGAACGGAUAAAUACGACUGAAAAACAGUAUGCACAGUGUAUGAAUCUGGUGAAAAAGAAUCUCUCGUCGUCAUCUAAAUGUGAUGGAAUUGAUUGUGACGUUGACAAUGAUUCCAACAAAUCAAUAUUUGAAAAAAUUGUACAGAAAACUUCAACAAUAAUUGAUUUCAACAAUGACACAAUAUUGUCAAAUUUUGUUUCAUCUGUUAAUUCAUUUGUCGAUAAACGUCAACAGUAUGUAGAGGAUUUAAAAUCAAAAUUGCAUCGGUUUAAUUCGGAUCAUAAUAAAAAUAUUCGUACAACAUUAACAAAUAUCAAAGAAGAUUUAACAUCAUCCAUUCAACAAAUGCAAAACACCUAUUCAGAUUGGUUAUUUUCAAGAGCAACUCAGCGUAAACAAUUACGUACAGAAUUGGAUGAAAAACAAGGAGAACAACAACGUAAACCAUGGCGAUGGACAUUUCGACGGAGUACAUUACGUGAACGUGAACGAUCAUCACCAUCAUGGAAAAACACAUUAUUAACAGAAAACCCAAAAAUGACAACAGUUAUGGAUGACGAUGAUACCUUUGAAGAUGAUGAUCGAUACGAAGCUCUUACUCUACCUCCAGAAGUUCAACAAGCAAUUGAUCAGAUCUUACCAUGUACGGAAGAUAUUGAUAAACCUGAUUUUAAUCCUGUCGAUUAUAUAAAUCAAAAAUUUCCAACAGAACAAUCUUUGGCAAAUAUUGAUGAUGCUAUUUUGAAUAUUAAAUCAAAUAUUAGGCAUUUAGAUAAUGAUAUUCGUUUGGUUAUACGUGGUCAUGCUGGUAAUGAAAUAGAUGAGCAUAAAGCACUCGAAGAAGCACAAAGUUCAAUAUUAUUGUUAUUUCAACAAAUGCGUGAAAUUAAAGAAAAAGCCGAUAAAUCAGAAGAAAUGGUAAAAGAAAUUACGCGAGAUAUCAAACAAUUGGAUGUGGCAAAAAAGAAUUUAACAAAUUCAAUAACAACUUUAAAUCAUUUACAAAUGCUCAUAGAAGGAAUUGAUAAAAUCGAAGCUGCUACAAAGAAAAAAUCUUAUGGGGAAAUAGCCAAUCUUUUACAUCAAGUUAUUAGCGUUCUCGAACAUUUUCAACCGUAUAUGACCAUACCGCAAAUUCAAGAAUUAGCUACAAAUGUAAAAGAUUUAACCGCUCAAAUUACUGUACAAGUUCGUAAAGAAUGUGAAGAUGCAUUGAGCGGUCCAAAUGCAAAAAAUUUUACACCAAAUCAACAUUUUUCUGAUGUAUGUAAAAUAAUCGAUGUUAUUGAUCCUAAAAUUAGACUUGAAGUUAUUAAUUGGUUUUUGAAAACACAUUUAUCUGAAUAUACUGUAUUAUAUCAAGAGUCUCAAGAGUUAGCUUGGUUAGAUAAAAUUGAUCGUCGUUAUGCUUGGCUCAAACGUUCACUCGUUGAAUAUGAUGAAAAACAUUCAAAAAUAUUUCCAGUACAUUGGGAAAUGGCCGAACGAUUAACUGUUGAAUUUUGUAAAAUAACUAGACGUGAACUAGCCAAUAUAAUGUUAAAACGUAAACAUGAAAUUGAUGUUAAAUUGUUAAGAUUUGCCAUUGAGAAAACUGUUGCAUUUGAAUCAAUUGUUGAAAAACGUUUUCAUGGUCGUACACUUAAUUCAAAUAAUCCUAUUACAUCUCAUCUAAAUUUAAACGAUCCAGCAGUGAAAACAACUGUUACAGAUAAUGAUGAACUAUUACAAAAUCCUUUACAAUCAAAAACAUCACCAUUUCAAGGUAUUAUUUCACAAUGUUUUGAAGAUCAUCUAGAUAUUUAUAUACAAGAAUUAGAUAGAAGUUUAGCUGAACAAAUACAAAAAUUUAUUGAUGAUUUAAAAAAAGAAGGUUAUCCAUCGUUUGAGGGAGGAGAAGAUACAAGCAAUGUAUUACAGAGUAGUGCAGAUUUAUUUGUUUAUUUUCGUAAUUGUCUUGUACAAUGUUCAAAAUUAAGUACUGGACAACCGUUAUUAUUAUUAGUUCAAACAUUUCAAAAAUAUUUAAGAGAAUAUGCUAAUCGAAUUUUAAAUGCAAAUUUACCAAAAACAAAUACAAGUGCAUCAACAUUAGCAACAGCGACUAUUCUUUUACAAAAUAUUCCAAAUAUUGCUAAUAUGCUUCGAGAAGGUGAAACAAUAGCAAAAUUAAAUGAACCGGAAAUAUGUCGUUCAUGUUCGAUAUUAUGUACAGCUGAAUAUUGUGUUGAAACAAUUCAACAAUUAGAAGAGAAAAUGAAAGAAAAAAUAAACAAAACAUUAGUAGAAAAAAUAAACUUUGAAUCUGAGAGAAAUGUUUAUAAAACAACGAUAGGACAUUGUAUUCAAAUUUUGAUACAGGAUCUUGAAAAUGCUUGUGAACCAGGUCUAACUGCAAUGACAAAAUUAUCAUGGCAAACAAUUGAAACGGUUGGCGAUCAAAGUAUGUAUGUUACAUCAAUUAUUAAUCAUUUAAAAACAAUAGUACCUAUUAUUCGUGAUCAUCUUGUCUCUUCACGAAAAUAUUUUGCACAAUUUUGCAGUACAUUUGUUAGCUCAUUUAUACCAAAAUUUAUUAAUCAUUUAUAUCGUUGUAAACCAAUUAAUAUGAUUGGUGCUGAACAAUUAUUAUUAGAUACACAUUCACUCAAAACUGUUUUAUUAGAUCUUCCUAGUAUAAGUUUAACUGUUUCUCGUAAAGCACCUCAAAAUUUUACAAAAAUUGUUCUCAAAGGUAUGACAAAAGCUGAAAUGAUAUUAAAAGCUGUUCUAACACCACAUGAUUCAACAAAAGCGUUUGUAGAAAAUUAUUUACGUUUUAUGAAUGAUACAGAUGUGGGAGCAUUUCAAAAAGUAUUAGAAAUGAAGGCUAUUCGAAAACCAGAGCAAACACAACUCAUUGAAAUGUUUAAAAAAAUGCAAAUAUCAUCAUCAGUCAAUACUGAUACAUCAUUAUCUGAGCAGCAAAAGUCACGAAGAAAAGAAUAA